Messenger RNA from Pyrenophora tritici-repentis Pt-1C-BFP, 1719 nucleotides. NCBI's taxonomy places the organism in Eukaryota, Fungi, Ascomycota, Dothideomycetes, Pleosporales, Pleosporaceae. The record is from RefSeq and is a predicted model, not a curated record.
AUGGCGACAAUGACAGUAACAGAGACGCAACAUAAGAGGAGGCUGCCAAAGAAUGUAAAGUUGCCACCGGAGAAUGAGCGGUACAUGCACGCAUGUGCAGACAUUGCGAAUGCGCUCAUCCAAGACUACGAAGCACAAGCCGAUGGGUCAAAGCCAAAGAAAGAUUUAAAUUUGAAUUCUCUACGGGGCCAAAUUGCGAAGAAGCAUUAUCUAAAAAGUCAACCGCCGCUUACGGCGAUUAUUGCGGCAGUGCCCGAGCAUUACAAGAAGUACAUCUUGCCGAAACUUAUUGCAAAGCCGAUUCGUAUAGCAGUAGUAGCAGUAAUGUGCAAACCUCAUCGGUGCCCACACAUUUCCUACACUGGCAACAUUUGUGUCUACUGCCCCGGAGGACCAGACUCCGACUUUGAGUACUCGACUCAAUCCUACACAGGCUAUGAACCCACAUCUAUGCGUGCCAUCCGCGCACGCUACGACCCCUACGAGCAAGCCCGUGGCCGGGUAGACCAAAUAAAGUCGCUCGGCCACAGCGUGGACAAGGUAGAGUACAUCAUCAUGGGCGGCACUUUCAUGUCGCUCCCAGAGUCGUACCGAGACGAAUUCAUCUCGCAACUGCACAACGCCCUCUCCGGCUACCAAACCACCAACGUCGACGAAGCCGUUGCCGCGGGCGAAAUGAGCAACAUCAAAUGCGUGGGCAUAACAAUCGAAACACGCCCAGACUACUGUCUAGACCAACACCUCUCCUCAAUGCUCCGCUACGGCUGCACGCGCCUAGAAAUCGGCGUCCAGUCCCUCUACGAAGACGUAGCCCGCGACACAAAUCGCGGCCACACCGUCGCCGCCGUUGCAAAAACUUUCUGCCUCGCAAAAGACGCCGGUUUCAAGGUAGUCUCGCACAUGAUGCCGGACUUGCCAAACGUAGGAAUGGAACGCGACCUCGACCAAUUCAUCGAAUACUUCUCAAACCCUGCGUUCCGCACCGACGGCUUGAAAAUUUACCCCACGCUCGUUAUUCGAGGGACGGGGCUUUACGAACUCUGGCGUACGGGGCGGUAUAAGAAUUAUACGCCUAAUGCUCUCAUCGAUAUCGUCGCUCGUAUCCUGGCGCUCGUACCGCCUUGGACACGCAUCUACCGCGUCCAGCGCGAUAUCCCCAUGCCACUGGUUACCUCUGGUGUUGAAAACGGUAAUUUGCGUGAAUUGGCCCUCGCUCGAAUGAAGGAUUUCGGUACGAGUUGUCGCGAUGUGCGCACCCGCGAGGUCGGCAUCAACGAGGUUAAACACAAGAUCCGGCCCGAUCAGGUCGAACUCGUGCGUAGGGACUACACGGCAAACGGUGGGUGGGAGACUUUUCUCGCGUAUGAGGAUCCGAAACAGGAUAUUUUGAUUGCGUUGUUGAGGCUACGGCAGUGUUCAAAGGAACAUACGUUUAGGGAGGAGUUGGUGGGUCAGCCGUCGUCGUUGGUUAGGGAGUUGCAUGUUUAUGGCUCUGCGGUUCCGAUUCAUGCGAGGGAUCCGAAGAGGUUCCAGCAUCAGGGGUAUGGGACGCUGUUGAUGGAGGAGGCGGAGAGGAUCGCGAGGGAGGAGCAUGGGAGUAGCAAGAUUAGUGUGAUUUCUGGGGUGGGUGUAAGGAGUUACUAUGCCAAGUUGGGGUAUUGGCUUGAUGGGCCGUAUAUGAGCAAGACGCUUGAGCCGCUGUGGGAGAGGGAGUGGUAG